AUGUCUGACCUUUUUGACGAAAAUUUAUCGUCUCUCUACUCCGAAUUCAAUCGCAUUCAUUCGGCUAUUUUCAACGACAAUAAUUUUAAGGCACUGUUUGUUAAUAAGGGGGUUUCCAUGUCAACUGACACAGUUGACAUUUGUAAAUCUCUUGAAGCCCUAUGGGUCAAGGUUAGAAUCAAUUUGUGCGCGGAUUCAAAACCAAGCGACGGUGAGAAUGCGUUGAUGCUGUUAUGCAUUCCGGCAUAUUUGGCCGUCCUCUUUGAAAAUAUUUGCGCAGACGGCUUUGCAAGAAGGGAUGUACUGCAAGCUUCAAAGUAUGUAGAUAAUCUUGGCCUGCUAUUGGAAGAAAUUGAGUACAUUUAUAAAGAAAAUGGGUGUUUAUCUAACGAGGAUGGGGAGGCCCGAACAAAGGUUCGAAAAGCCGUGCAGCAACGAAAUAUGCGGAUGUUUCUUCAUAAGAAAACCUCGCUUCUCCUUGAAAGGCUUGGAGGGGAAAUCCCCGUAAACCUUGACGAGGAUGAUCUUGCUAUCACAUGGCUUCAUUAUUUACAGGUCUUUCUAUAUUCUCGACAAACAAUGCUGGAUCAGGAGAUACAAUUGCUAGCCCAUGAAAGCACCCAAUCAGAAACUUAUGCUAGGCCAAUGUUUGUACACAAGAUACCCUCAAGAGAGCAGAUUAAAUCGAAAGUUUUUACUGCUUCGCAUAACCUACCGACAAUGACGAUGUCAGAAUUCAUCAAAAAAGAAAUGGAAAUCGGAAAUAUAAUAACUGGCACUCAAAAUGCCCAAAAUGCAGGUCCAGAACAAGAGCAGGACGAAGAUCUCGGCGAAGAUCAAGACGAAGAUAUCCGCACAUUGAGGCAAUUAGAUGAGUAUCGGGAUGGUAUGUUUAUUUCACCUAAUUUGCAGACCACCGACGGGGAUCAGGGAACACCUUCAACAGAAGCUAAGCUGUUGAACGCGGUCGCGUUUAAUUAA
Mitosporidium daphniae is the source of this 981-nucleotide messenger RNA. RefSeq lists its product as uncharacterized. Gene Ontology annotation, biological process: regulation of signal transduction; regulation of dephosphorylation. Lineage: Eukaryota; Fungi; Microsporidia. The coding region runs from base 1 to 981 and encodes 326 amino acids. The record is from RefSeq and is a predicted model, not a curated record. The transcript is spliced from 3 exons. Gene Ontology annotation, molecular function: protein phosphatase 2A binding. Gene Ontology annotation, cellular component: cytosol.